UCAAAUCACUGAAUGACGUGUGUGUUGAAACAACGCCGGAAACGACCGAUUCGCGACCUUAAAGUUAACAUGAAAUUAACAUAUCGCGCACUGGCACGCUCGCGCGCCACGAGAUGACAAUUUAAUUCGCGCUUCGCAUCAAAUAUCACAUUAAUCUCGUGUGUCGCGUGAUCGCAAGCUCUGUAAUCCCCGCGAAUUCCCGCGAUUCGGACAGCGAGAAGUGCGCAUGCAGCGUUCGCUUUCACGGACGCCACCGAUCGCUGUCUCUCUCGCCGACGAUGAAUCGAGCGAACGAGUUGCGCGGAUUUCACUGAAACACGAGCAAACUCGCACGAAUAAUUACAGGUCAACAACCUCUACAAUGUCUACGCUACCGUCGCUAUUGGUGGUCACAUCGCUCCUAGCCUUCUCGAACGUGUUCAAGUGUUUCCACGUGUUCGCACGCGAUGUAGAUUAUUGUUUCGCCGAUGAAGAUGAUCCAUAUCUUUACAUGGCUACCAAAACAGCCUAUCACUUCGUUCAUGGUGGCAAGACUCGAUUCCAGACAGUGCCGAACUGUCGGCCAGUGCAAAUGUGGAUGUUAGCUACAUAUGGCACUCGUUGUCCAACUCUCGAAGAGAUCAACAUGAUUAACUCUUUGACCGAUAUAAGGGAUCAGAUACUACACAAUCACGAAACGCGUGGGGUCGGUCAUAUGUGCAAUCGAGACUUGGACAACUUGAAGAGAUGGCAACCGGACGAAUAUCUCAAGCCGCAUCGGGCGGAGGCAUUGACGCCGCAGGGAGUCGAAGACAUGAAGUUGUUGGCAAGAAGAUUACAGAGCAACUUUCCAGAACUAUUACAGCCCUUCACAAGCAACAUAUCGUCCAGCAAUUACAAGUUCCGGGCCAAUGAAGCGCAGCGCAGUAUGGAAUCUUUCAUGGAAGGAUUAUUCGGAAGCAGGAAUGCUGUAGUCCCCGAGGAGAGUUUCUUAAACGACACCCUACUGAACGCAUACAAGACAUGCGGUGUGUGGGAGAACGACGAGCAUCAGCAAUCAUACGAGAAUACGGAAUACGACUUGUUCGUCGUUGGACCGAUAUUUCAAAAUCUCGUACAUAACGUCAGCCGACGAUUAGGAUUUCUCUACAAUAUCUCUAGUGAUCGUAUCAAUGCCAUGUAUGAAGCGUGUCGAUAUGAAAAGGCUUGGACGGUCAUCACAUUGUCGCCCUGGUGUGCUGUCUUCAACAAAGAAGAACUUCGAAUCCUAGAAUACAGAGAGGACCUCAAUUAUUACUACAAAGCAGGCUAUGGACGUGAAAUCAACGCUCGGCUGGGAUGUCCCUUGUUGCACGAUAUGAUGCAACAUUUUUGGAACAUAGCACACGAUGAGACAUCGAACGAACCCAUGGGCAUCUUCUACUUUAGUGACAUUGUUAGUCUGCAAAACCUUCUGACCACAAUGGGCAUAAAUGAAGAUCAAACACCAUUAACUGCCUUCACUUAUAAAGAUAUGGCCAAAAGACAAUGGCGAACUUCUUUAAUAUCCUCUUUUGCCGCGAAUCUCAUUGCAGUAUUUUAUAAGUGUAAUGACAGUAAAGACAACAAUAAAGUAAUGUUUUACCUGGCAGAGAAACCAGUACAAUAUGAUGGUUGCUUAGUAGGACUCUGCGACUGGGAAUUUUUGAAGAGCAAAUUUGGACAGCUAGCAUCUAAUUGUAAGUUGGAUGUCUGUUGGAUAGAAAGUGGAGCACCUGCUAAUCUCUUGCUGAACUCCAUAGCCAUCCACUUUGUGUGCUUCAUUCUAGUCCUCCUUGGCUAUUGACUGUAUAUAAGAUAAUUUCUUAGCCUUUAUUUCAACUACAUUAAAAGUUGAAUUGUAAGAUAUUGAACACAAUAUUGUAGAAAAUUAUAAGAUAUUAAGUUAUA
Molecule: messenger RNA, 1908 nt
Organism: Harpegnathos saltator (Jerdon's jumping ant)
Lineage: Eukaryota; Metazoa; Arthropoda; Insecta; Hymenoptera; Formicidae
Product: multiple inositol polyphosphate phosphatase 1
Exons: 9
Coding region: 227-1804 (525 amino acids)
Molecular function (GO): acid phosphatase activity; inositol phosphate phosphatase activity
Source: RefSeq, a predicted model, not a curated record